This is a messenger RNA of Macroventuria anomochaeta, 620 nucleotides long. RefSeq lists its product as uncharacterized. The transcript is spliced from 5 exons. Bases 99 to 401 code for a protein of 100 amino acids. Gene Ontology annotation, biological process: mitochondrial electron transport, NADH to ubiquinone. The record is from RefSeq and is a predicted model, not a curated record. Lineage: Eukaryota; Fungi; Ascomycota; Dothideomycetes; Pleosporales; Didymellaceae.
AACAGCUCGCGCAGCACCACGACGACAACGAGGCAUUGCGGCCACACAUUACACACACGCCUUCCUCCACGCACACGACUGGAAGGGCCGCCAUCGCCAUGAGCUCCAAGAAGCAAGUCCUGAGCCUUUACAGGCAGUCGCUGAAGCUUGCGCUCGACUGGAGCGUCCACCGAUACCUCUGGCGUGGCCAGGCAGUCUACCUCCGCGGUCUUUUCGAGGCGAACAGAAAUGUCACAGAGCCGCGACAGCAGAGGGCACUAAUCACUGAGACCGAGAACCUGCUCGAGAAGUGGAAGCACCCCGACCCAUACCGCCCACCCACGGCCCCAGGAGGCUCGAAGUACGAGCGCAACCUCCCUGUCCCGAUCCUGGAUCCUCCACCGAAAUGGAUGAACCCGUAAGCGGGUGGGGAUGGCUGAUCAGGGGAGGAGCAUUUGUAGCUUUGUAGGUGUACAUAUCACACAUUUAUGCGAUUGCGCAAGGGCGCAGAGACUGUCAGAGCACUUCAAUCUUCAAUGUUCAGCUGCUCGAGAGACCGCCAGUGAGUGAUGUCGUAGCGGGCCGUAGUGCACCAACAAGGCUGCUAAUAUCACAUCUAUGUACUCUUCAAUCAUCAGUGC